Molecule: messenger RNA, 1122 nt
Organism: Leptosia nina
Lineage: Eukaryota; Metazoa; Arthropoda; Insecta; Lepidoptera; Pieridae
Source: the annotation of a GenBank genome assembly
AUGGAAGGUGGAGAGUGGAGGGAUAGCAUAAUAAACCAAUUAAGGACUCGAAACAAAAGAGAAACAUCUGCGUUUCAAGAUAUUUUUACAUUUCAAAGCAGAUUGUUUGACAAUGUUAAUACACUUAAAAAUGAAAAUUUGCAACUUACUCUGUUAAAUGAAAGAAUAAGAUAUUCUAAUACAGAGAGUGUGUCAUCUGCAGGAGGAAUAGGGGUUGCAAAUGAAAGAAUUCAAACAUUAGAACAAAAAGUAUUAAUCCAGCAAGAAGAAUUAACAUCUCUCCAUAGACGUAGAGGAGAAAGUGCACAACAGAUUAUAAAUCUAAAUGCAAAAGUGCAUGACUUAGAGAAAAGUCUACAGGCGAAAGAUGUUAUAAUUUCAGAAAACACAGCACUUUUAGCAUCGCUCAGAGCAGAAAUUCAAAUGUAUGAAAAUAAUAUGACAGAACUACAAGGUCUCAACCAAGUCUUGAGGGAUGAGCAUCAAGCAUUACAGAUUGCUUUUGCAGCUAUUGAAGACAAGUUACGGAAAGCACAGGACGAAAACCGGUCGCUGGUUGAACGAUUAAUAAAGUACAAAGCGAAAGAUGCGGAUAAAAUGAAUGAAGAAAAUGAACACUUCUUAAAAAAAAAGAGCGAUAAAGUAAAAAAAGAAUUAGAGGAGGCGGCGAGAGAGGGCGGUAGUAGAAGUAGUGGCGGCUCAGGGGGUAGCGCUGAUGAUAAGAUAAUGGAUUCGAUGCCCUACUACGCGACGAGUCUUCCCAGCAAAGUGGCUUUGAGAUUCGAUGCUCAUGACGGUGAAGUGAAUGCAGUAAAAUGGAGUCCGACUGAUAGAAUAGUGGCCACAGGGGGCGCUGAUAGAAAAGUUAAAUUAUGGGACGUGUCUAAAUUAGGCACGGCGGAAGGCAGAGGCGCUCUAGUCGGUUCAAAUGCUGGAGUUAUGUCCGUCGAUUUUGAUUCUACGGGAGCCUUCAUCGUUGGAGCAUCCAAUGACUUCGCCAGUAGGGUGUGGACUGUUGGAGACCAGCGGCUAAGGCGAAAUUUCUCUCAUCACGUCGCGAUACCGGGCUAUCAAACGGUGGAAUCGGACGCCGCUAAUUCCACUGAACUGCUGUGUAUUUAA